Glarea lozoyensis ATCC 20868 is the source of this 1893-nucleotide messenger RNA. Its product is annotated as PYP-like sensor (PAS). Lineage: Eukaryota; Fungi; Ascomycota; Leotiomycetes; Helotiales; Helotiaceae. The transcript is spliced from 4 exons. The record is from RefSeq and is a predicted model, not a curated record. The coding region runs from base 1 to 1893 and encodes 630 amino acids. Gene Ontology annotation, cellular component: nucleus.
AUGGAGUCUUCCCGUGGUGAUAGUAGUCCUACUAUCCAUUCCCCUCCACCAUUUUCACGUCUUCCCAGCCCUCCAAUCUCGAAUUUCGAUUUCAAGAUCCACGAGGAUUUCCUUUUGCGCACCAUGGACGACGAGAAUAGUUCUGAUUCCGGAAGGACAGCCGCUGUUCGACAGCCUGACGCUGACGAGUCAACCUUCUUCGACUUACACCCGCCAGCGCCGGAUUCGAAGCAUGUUAAGAUUGAGGAUGUGAUGGCGCGGCUGAUGUCUACUGAACACCUGAACUUUAUUCUAGAUGAUCAAGCUCUCUUUUCUAGGUUCUCGGCUUUCUUGAACCAAUACUACUCACACAUGGUCCCGACCCUCAUUCGAUACCUGGAGAUGAGGAAAGCUGUAAAAGCAAUCGAGUUCGCCAACGCGGUAGCAAGGAGGAUCAGAUGGCCUUCACAUACCGACACUGCGAAGUUCAGUCGCAUACAAGCGGGUGCGGUAGAUGUACGAUUCGAAGACUACGCUGCGAGAGAAUUACUCUUGUUAUGCUCUGAAGCGUUGCCUGCUUUUGUUACGCAUACGGUGGUGGAUGUUGUUGCGGAUUGUAUAAUCAAGGAUAUUUCUGGACAGGUCAUACCCGUAGUGAGGGAUCUUGUGGGAAGUUUGGCGGAGGUGUUUUGUCUUACGGAUCCUUCGUUACAUGAUAAUCCAAUCAUUUAUGCUUCAGAAGAAUUUCACAAAACCACCCAAUAUGGCACCACCUACGCAAUUAAUCGAAACUGUCGAUUUCUCCAAGGUCCAGCAACUGACAAGAAUACCACCAUGAGGAUAACACGAGCCGUCUCGCUUGGAAGAGAAUGUAACGAACUCUUACUCAACUACCGCAGAGAUGGAACACCAUUCAUCAAUCUCCUAAUGUGCGCUCCCCUCUACGAUGACCGCGGCACCAUCCGCUACUUCAUCGGCGCGCAGAUAGACGUUACAGGGCUUAUUUCAGAAGGCAUGGGCAUCGAGUCCUUCCGCUCUCUUCUCCAGAAGCCAGAACAAGAAACAGAUCGACGUUCAUACGACACCACUCAAUCUAAGCGCGUCAAAGACACACUCGACAGAUUACAGGAACUAACCCAGAUGUUCAGCCACGACGAGAUGGAAGUAGUAUCCAAGAUGGGCCGUAGUGACGACUCUACCGACACGAGUUCCAUCCGCUCAGGCGUCCCAACAAGCGUCAAAUAUAGAAACCGCGCGAAGAGGAUUAUAGGAGCAGACGAGAUGUUAGGCGAGGGCUUGAAUCUGUCACAAGUUAACUUGAGUACUUCGCAGCACCACUCCCUCCCAGGCGCCUAUCAGCACUACCUCCUCGUCCGCCCCGCCCCCUCCCUCCAAAUAACCUUCGUCUCCCCAUCCCUCCGCAUCCCCGGCCUCCUACGCACCCAUCUCUUCUCCAAACUCGGCGGCCCCGCCGCCACCAUCUCCGCCCUCCAAGACGCCUUCCGCGACGGCGCCGCCGUAACCGCCAAAGUGCUCUGGCUCCCGAAAAACGCGCAAUCUGGGGAGCGGCGUGCCGGUCAGGAGGUGCGACCGAGAUGGAUCCGCUGUACGCCGCUGCUAGGCAGUGAUGAUCGCGUGGGCGUCUGGAUGAUCAUCCUCGUGCCGAUUGAGGAGAAAGUCAGGUUUGGACGGAGGGAUGUGCAUGUUGGGGGCAUGGUGGAUGAGUUUGCGGUGGAGAGGAUGAGGUUGGCGAGGAGUGAGAGUGGGACGCCGACGGGGUCGAGGAGGGGCGGGAGUGUGGACCAGGCUGGGAGGUUGCCGCCGCGGGUGAGUAGUCGGAGUAGGGCCCCGAGUGUGAGGGAUGGGGAGUUGUAUGCUGAGUACAUGAAGGAUUCGAGUCCGCCGAGGGGGUAG